AUGACAGGUUACAAUGUGGAAAGCUACAUUGACCUCCCACCGUAUUCACCUCUAAUGAGAACCAUGUUUCGGUCUCUUAGACGCGUCCAGCAGUUUAACUGCAACCUCCUGACUUUACAAAGACACAGUAUUAACUGUAAACUCCCUCUCUGCACGUCUAAGAUGGCCAGCUCAGAGUUCAGACUGGAGCGCGACACUUUCGGCGAGCUCAAGGUCCCAGCUGACAAGUACUACGGCGCUCAGACAGUCAGAUCAACCAUGAACUUCAAGAUAGGGGGACCGAGUGAGAGAAUGCCCAUCCAAGUGAUCAAGGCCUUCGGGAUCCUGAAGAGAGCGGCCGCUGAAGUCAACAAGGACUACGGCCUGGACCCAAAGGUAGCAGAUGCGAUCAUCCAGGCUGCAGAUGAGGUAUCAGCUGGUAAACUGGACGAUCAUUUCCCUCUUGUGGUGUGGCAGACUGGAUCUGGAACUCAGAGCAACAUGAACGUCAAUGAAGUGAUCAGCAACAGGGCUAUUGAGAUUCUAGGGGGAAAACUGGGCUCCAAGGAUCCUGUCCACCCUAAUGAUCACGUGAACAAGAGUCAGAGCUCCAAUGACACCUUCCCCACUGCCAUGCACAUUGCUGCAGCCACAGAGGUCCACCACGUCCUGCUGCCCGGUCUGCAGACUCUACAUGACGCUUUGGCUGCUAAAGCUGAAGAUUUCAAAGACAUCAUCAAGAUUGGACGCACACACACUCAGGAUGCUGUCCCUCUCUCACUUGGACAGGAGUUUGGGGGUUAUGUCCAGCAGGUGAAGUACAGCAUUGAGAGGGUGAAGAGUGCGAUGCCCAGAGUGUAUGAGCUGGCAGCAGGAGGCACAGCAGUAGGAACAGGACUCAACACCCGUAUUGGCUUUGCUGAGAAGGUAGCCUCCACUGUCUCCUCUCUCACAGGCCUGCCUUUUGUCACAGCACCCAACAAGUUUGAAGCUCUAGCAGCCCAUGAUGCUCUGGUGGAGCUGAGCGGAGCCCUGAACACUGUGGCUGUCAGCAUGAUGAAGAUCGCCAAUGACAUUCGCUUCUUGGGGUCAGGACCUCGGUCCGGUCUGGGGGAGCUCAUCCUGCCCGAGAACGAACCAGGGAGCAGCAUCAUGCCCGGCAAAGUGAACCCCACCCAGUGUGAAGCCAUGACCAUGGUGGCCGCCCAGGUCAUGGGGAACCAUGUCGCUGUCACCAUUGGAGGCAGCAAUGGACACUUUGAGCUCAACGUCUUCAAACCCAUGAUGAUCAAGAACGUGCUGAACUCUGCUCGGCUCCUCGGUGACGCCUCGGUCUCCUUCACCAACAACUGCGUGGUGGGCAUCCAGGCCAACACGGAGAGAAUCAACAAGCUCAUGAACGAGUCCCUCAUGUUGGUAACUGCACUCAACCCACACAUCGGUUAUGACAAAGCAGCAACCAUCGCCAAGACGGCUCACAAGAAAGGCUCCACGCUGAAGGCUGUGGCUGUGGAACUGGGCUACCUGACCGAGGAGCAGUUUGACCAGUGGGUGAAACCAAGUGAGAUGCUGGGGCCAAAGUAA
Molecule: messenger RNA, 1563 nt
Organism: Xyrichtys novacula (pearly razorfish)
Lineage: Eukaryota; Metazoa; Chordata; Actinopteri; Labriformes; Labridae
Source: the annotation of a GenBank genome assembly